GUCAGCGUCAUGGCGCCUGUCAUCUGACUCAACUUUUGUCGUGCCUAACUUUUUGAAGUAAUAUGUCUUGCAAACAACUGACAGCUGGUGUCUGGGCACUAUGUCUUAGAAGUUUUAAAACCGCAUCGGACAUCAGAUGAAAACAAAACCAACGCUCGUCAAGAUGUAUGUUAAAUGUUUAUCCGUGCUAACGGUAACUAAGCUAGCCACUCUCAACAAGUUAGCUAGCUAAAGUUUGUUUUGGUGUCGCAACGGACAGCAAACGGACUAUAACUCAUCAAAGUACCUGCUUCUGGCUUUGGAUGGUUAACGCUAGUCUUUCAUAUCAAAAUGUGUCGUAUUCUGCGCUACUGUGUCAGCCACUGCCUUCAUGCAGCGAUGACCCGGCUGGAGGAGGUCAACGGAGAUGUGAGCAUGUGGUCGUCUGUCCGGUGGCUGGGCUACCUGUCCGGUCUCAACCUGCUGGUCGCCCUCUGUUUGGGCCUAUAUGCCCGGUGGGAGAGCACAGCGGAAUCUACUCUUCUUGUCAUUUUCGUUUUGGCUUUGAUCGUCCUCGGAAUAUCCUGUAUUGUGUACUACUACUUCAGCAUGGAGAGGAUCAGCCUCAGUCUCCUCCACCUGUGGUUCGGCUUUUUGCUGGGCCUGCAGUGUUUCCUCAACAGUCCCGACCUGGAGAGCGACUUGAAGGAGCAGGUGGCCAACUACCUGCUGCUGGCAAGUGUGGCUCUGAGGACGCUGUGGGCGCUGCUGGAGAGACUGUUUGGAUGUACCAGGUACCGUCCUGCCUUCCUCACCUCGGCAGAGCGGCAGGAGCUGGCGGGCUUUGCCGCCGCCAGCACGGCUCUGCUCAUGCACAAGUCCUGGAGCGUGAUGGUGUUGGUGGUGGCGCUGGCCACGGUCAUGGUUGCCCUCCGUAUGAAGGCUCUCCUGGCUCUUCCCAAUUUGGCCUGCUUCGCUGUUAUCACCGGCGUGCUGUUCUUCAAGUCCCUGAACAUCACCAUCAACCCCUUUGCGCUCGCCUGCUUUUUCAGCCAGCUCAUCUGCGACCCCCUGCUGGAUGUCUACUUCAGUGGUCUCUCUGUGACCGAGCGUUGGCAGCCUUUCCUGGUGUGGCGGGGCCUGUGGCGCCGGCUGUCUCUCCUGCCUCUGAUGAUGGUGGAAGUGACCUUCAUCGUUCUGGCCGCUCGGAAGCUGACAGGUCUGGACCAGUGGUACCUCAUGAUCCCAGGCAUCGUGGUCUGUGCGUUCUUCUGGGCCAUCUGCCACAUGGUGUUUGUCAUCACAGUGUGGGGCUUUCACACGAAGCUCAGUGACUGCCAGAGAGUGUGCUUGUCCCAGGGGUCAGGUGUCAGCGGCCUGGACAAGGUUAUGGCCUCGAAGGGCAUGAGACAUUUCUGCCUCAUCUCUGAACGCCUGGUGCUCUUCACGCUUCUGUCAACGGUUGCUGUUGCUGCUCUGUGUUGGCAGGCCUCCAGCAGUAUCUUUGUGAGUAUGUUCCUGUUAGUCCUGCCUCUGGAGUCUCUGUUCCACGGUCUUUUCCACGAGCUCGGGAGCAGCCUGGGAGGAACCUGCGUGGGUUAUGCAGUGGUCAUCCCCACCAACUACUGCAGUCCUGACGGUCAGCCCACGCUGCUGCCUCCAGGCCAGGUGCAGGAGCUGAACCGGCGCUCUACAGGCAUGUUGAACAAUGUGCAGCGCUUUUUCGCCCACCACCUGAUUGAGGCUUUUGGCUGCGACUAUUCCACCAGUGGGGUGACCCUGGAGGCGUUGCAGGCCAAGAUCAAAUCUUUCUUGGAGCUUCGCACAGCAGACGGGCCUCGCCACGACACCUACGUGAUCUUCUACAGCGGGCAUAGUCACCACUCUGGAGAGUGGGCACUGGCAGGAGGUGACACUCUUCGUCUGGAGCAGAUCUUGGAGUGGUGGAGGGAGAAGAACGGCAGCUUCUGUUCGCGCCUCAUCUUGGUGCUCGACUGUGACAACUCCUUGCCGUGGGUGAAGGAGAUCAGGAAGGUGGAGGGUCUGUAUGCGGCCGUGCAGGGAGCAAUGCUCGCUCGUGUGAGGGACGUGGAGCAGGACCCCCCUCAGCUUGGAGAUUUCACCUCUCAGUGGGUGGAGUAUAACUGCAACUUAAACAGCAACAUCCAGUGGUCUGAGAGGGGCAGGCUGAUUUCUGCCGACUACGGCAUCUCCAAACACUGGAGCGACUACACUCUGCACCUGCCGACAGGAAGCGAUGUCACCAGCCACUGGAGCGUGUACUUUCCUCGGAUGACGUACCCGGUGGUUCAGUUGGCGCUGUGGUGCGGUGGUCUGAACGUGCUGUGGCUCUGCAGCGUCUGCGUGCGAUGUCUCAAGAGAGUCAAACUCAACUGGUUUCCACCAGCGAUCCUGGACACUGGGCAAGGCUUCAAACUGGUCAGAUCAUAGAAAUAGAACAGAGGCCAUUUUCAUUUUCAGAAUACGUUUCAGGCAAAAUAUUUUCUGAAAGUCAACAAGUUUCUUUUGACCCUGAAAAUAGGCAGCUAUUGGAUUCUAAAGUUGCGGCUAACCAGUAUCCUGUCAGUUACUGAAAAAGAAUCACACAGUUACCGGUUUAUUUUGAUCUUUGUCUUUUAUAGUACCAGAUUUUAUAUUCUUUAGCUUUGGUUGAGAGAUCUAAACAUCCUUGUCAUACAGGUAUUUCAUUAUGUGGGAUGAGACUGAGCACAUUGACACUAUUUUUGCACAUUUUUGCAUUGCAUUUACUGUUCGAUCUGAUUCCACCGUGACUUAGAACAUUCAUGUUGUGCCUUUUUAUCAUAAAAUCACCAAAUAACAUCCAGCUUGCUAGGCUGAUGUUUUUUUUUUAAACUUUAAACCAAAGUGGCCAUGGUACAUCUUCAGAAGAAGAUCUCAGGCAUAAAUAAUAUUCUGAGCAGUUUUUUGGGGAGCACAAAAUGUUCUAUUAUUUUCGUCUUUUGAUUGUGAAAUCAUUCCUUUUACACCCCUCCGUACUACACAAUACAAUUUACGCUCAAAGCGCUGAGUAUAUUCAAUGCACUGCUUUGUCUGUUGUAACAGCAUUUUGUAAUGCUUUUAGGGGUGAUUUUUAAAUACACUCCAGCUGCUUCAGGGAGUCCAGAAAGAGUUUUGUACUGAUGAAUGCACUAUAAGAGAUGUGUGAGAACUACAGUAUUUAUAUCAUAAGAAACCCCAGGAAUUAAAUGCAUCACAUAAGAUGGAUUUUCCUCCUGGGAUUCAUUGCAGUUUACUGGGCUAUGCAAGUUUAUUCUAAUCAGUUUUGAUGUGCCUGCAGAGGGAUUUGUUGUAAGAAAAUCUGGUGAGGGAUGGAUGAAACUAUGCAAUAAAGGAGAAGUAGGACUUCACUCCUGAAA
Micropterus salmoides (largemouth bass) is the source of this 3377-nucleotide messenger RNA. RefSeq names its product transmembrane protein 168b (gene tmem168b). The record is from RefSeq and is a predicted model, not a curated record. Bases 331 to 2430 code for a protein of 699 amino acids. The transcript has 4 exons. NCBI's taxonomy places the organism in Eukaryota, Metazoa, Chordata, Actinopteri, Centrarchiformes, Centrarchidae.